CGAGUGAGAUCCCGAACGUGAGCAGACCCUUGUCAGCUCGUGAUAUCCAUUUCGUUCGUUGCUGAGGUCAGCUGUGUGGCGAACAACUUUGAGUGCUUUGGAUUUUGCUGAAUUUUACAACAUCUUGUUAGGGAAAGCGAUUUUAAUUGGAGGAUUUACAGACGGGAUUGCCGGGUCGGUUCGUUUCAUUUGAUCCACCAUGAAAAACCGUCUGAAAGUGAGCUAGAAGAAGGCUGGAAAACCAAGUGUGAAGUGCUGCUUCCUCGUCUCAGUGAAGUGAUUGCUUCUCUCUCCCAGAAUGAUGAGGUCCCCUGCGACCUCUCAGUGGGUCUGGCUGACCUUUUUCCUGGCCUUGGCCACCUCGUCAGCUUCACAAUUAAUCCCAUUUCCUGAAGGUCAGGCCCCAGACGGAACCCGAUACAAGACGGCCUACGAGUGCGAAGGUGAUCAGAUGUCCAUUUCUUGCGACCCUGACGAAACCAUCCAGGUGAUUCGAGCCAAUUACGGGCGGUUCUCCAUUGCAAUUUGUAAUAAGCACGGCUACACGGAAUGGAGUGUCAACUGCAUAGCCCACCAAACCACGAGGAUCCUCCAACGAAGAUGUGAUGGCGAGCAGGACUGCUCGCUUCCCGUGAAUUCCAAUAUCUUUGGCGGUGACCCUUGUCCAGGCACCAGGAAGUACGUGGAGGUGCAUUACGCCUGUUCCUCGAAACACCCCAUGGCCGAAGGCGUGUCCUCAACCACGCGUCGACUGCCCCCUUGGCUCCUCAAAGGACGCGCUGACGACCUUUGGAACGAGGAGGCUGAGAUCUAUGACCAGGAUUAUGAGAACUAUGAUGAGGGCCAAGCCAAUGCCCGUAAACCCAUUCUCAUUCAAUUGAACGACGGCCAGAAGACCACGACGAGCCCUGCUCCAUUGCGAAUUCCAAUCACCACCCCGAAAUCCACCACCACUGUGUCCACCACCACCACCACGUGGGAAACGACCACAUUGAUUGGCAUGGACGAGACGUUUCCGGCUAACGAGGUCAACGAAAUGGGCGAUGAGACUAAUGGGGUCAAACCCGAAGUCAUUUUGGAUGAGGUCAACACACUAGAGCGCGUGAGUUCGCCCAUGGAACAUAUGGACAUUUCGUCCUCGGAUGUUCAUGCCGCCAACAUCGAAGGUCAUGCCUGCCCUCCCGUGUUCUUCCGACAUCUCUACUGGAAUUGGACCCAAACCGGACAAACGUCCAUUCUACCUUGUCCCAAGGGGUCCACAGGACUGGCCAGUUGGCAAUGUGGAACUGACGGAGAAUGGUCCGUGCCCAAACCUGAUCUGGGCGAUUGCAAAUCGACCUUCAUGAGCAACCUUGAGGUGGCCGUCCGAAAAGAAGACCCGGAGGAAGUGAUUGUGUCCAAGUUGGUCCAAUUGACGGCACCACCCUCCCCAGACGCCUUCGACCCCGAGGACGAUCGUCCUUUGUUUGGCGGGGACGUGGAAGCGGCCGUCAAAAUCCUCGAGUCUGUGUCUAAUCGACUUCAGUACAAGCUUCAAUCCUUCACCCGUGAUCAUCAGUCUUCCAACGUCCUGUACAACAAACAGUCUCAUGUGCAGCAGAUCUUUCAAAACGUUCUACGAGCCUCCAGUCAUCUGCUCAGUGAUGCCAAUCGUCAAGUGGUCUGGGGGGACCUCAAGAACGUGUCCCGGGUGAAAAUGGCCUCGGAGCUCAUGCAAGUGGUGGAGUCUCAUGCCUUCCUUCUCUCUGAGGUAAUCCCGGACAAGGAUGCUGGAGAGGUCAUCACCGAGUUGUCCAACGAAAUCAGCAUGUCCCUGUCUGUUAUUGACACACGGAGGACGGGGAUUUCAUCGGAAGAAAGACAACAAGCCUUCCGUGGGUUCGGGAACGACUCGAUUUACCUGCCAUAUCCAGAAGCCAAUCAUCCACCAUCCCUAUUGAGAACUGUGUUCUUCUCCUACAACCAUCUCCACGAGUUAUUUCGAGGCAGUGAAGCCGGAGUGUUCGAGCAUUACGAGCUGAACUCGCGGAUCGUUUCGGCCUCCUUCCAAAAGCCGAGAUCCCUCAUGGACCCGGUUCGAUUGGAGUUGGCCCAUCUGAAAGAGGUGUGGUCCAGUGGUGGGGGAAGUGAGAAUGUAUGCGUGUUCUGGGAUACGGACGCCUCCACUUGGUCUCCAGAAGGGUGCUACGUGAUCGAGAGCACUGCCAAUGCAACCGUUUGUGCCUGUGAUCAUCUGACCAGCUUUGCUGUGCUCAGUCCCAAAUCCAGUGUAGGAGUGGCACGUGUACCCACUGCUGGAACGGACACUGCUCUCCUCAUGGAGAUUGUGAUAUGUCUUCUGGCCGUGAUUUUCAUCGUUCUGCUCGUGCUUUUAGCCAUGAGGUUCCGAAGAAGUUUCAUCAAGUCGUGCUGCUCGUCGAUGGCGAAAGGCGAGGGUUGCUGCGUUUUCUGCCGUUCUUACCGAGAACGUUGCCACCAUCACGAUAUCAACUCGUCCAAGAGCAAGCCCAUGGGUGCUUCUUCUUUGGCCAACAACAACGACGACAUCAACAACAAACAAAUGAAGCUGAAUAUGGCUACCAUUCGGGGAGCAGUAGCAGCUCCAGUUCAUCCGCCCCAUCAUCCAGUCCCGCUUCUUCAGCCACAUCUGGGCACCACAGCACAUCCGUCCCGCCCACUUCUCCCCCACCAGCCUCCAAAACUGGACGCCCCACGCCACUUCAUCUCCUCCACCACCACAACCAUUUCUCGCCCUCCGCUUCACCAAUCCAUGGACGAGCUCUCCAAUCUACCGCACACUACCCUCCGGCGCCACCCCACAGGUCCAACGGGUACCACCCUGGGGGGCAGGUCGGCGGAGUCAAUCAGCACCUCUAUUACCAUCAAUCCAUUCCCCAGUCCCAAGCACCGCCCUACACUCCCACGCCCAGCUGACAAUUACAGUCCCGGCGGCAGAGCCCAGGAAUCGAGACCGCCCACGUGUCCAAACACCUUCAAUCGGUAUGUCAUGAGCCCGCAAUUGGCUCGUCUAACCAACACCUUGAAACGCAAUUCUGAGUCGGGCUCGCCCAUGUCCACCCGUGAUCUCAGCUGUUCUACGGCUAGCUAUCAGAAUGUCUCGACGGACAUGUCAGAAUUGCCCACCACCCCGGAUCACGAAGACACCUUAUCCAACCACGUGUAUAUGGAGAUUCCUCACUUCUCUGCCGCUGACGCACCCACGACUGUCUGGUCACCACAGCGCAAGCCGACUUUCGCGCCCAAACCGCUGACCAGGCGCCAAAUUCAAAAUCGAAAAUCGGGGUCAAGACUACGACCCCAUAACCAUCGGUAUCAGGAUUCUGACGAAGACACUGCCAGCGACCUACACAAUCUCACGGACUUCAGUGAAGACGAGGAUAAGAUCGUGGAGACCUCGAAUAGCGAUAUGAGUGGCCGAUCAACUUCUUCAUCUUCGAUGGGUGGACACCAGUCUUUAGGUUUGGGAGGCAACCGUUUGAAAGGCUGGUCUCCAGCUAUGAAAAUCAAAGGCCAGCCGAGAAAACAGUCCUCAUUGGCACGAGAUGAGACCAAGUUCAAUCCAUCCGAAUUCGACUUCAAUGGAAAAGUGACCAUAAUCUGAAAGUACCGCAAUAACUGAGAAGAAGGAAAGUGCAUCUUUGUGAUAUCAAUCAUUAUCCGCCGUGUUGUCAUUGUCAUGAAGCCUGUUCAAUCAAUUUUGAGAUAGCCCAGAAUCUUAAUCGCUCAAAGUUGGAACCUGUUGUGUUGCCAUCUCCCUUAUCCAAUGAUUUUAAGAGCAGUUUUCAAAUGAACUCGGAACUCCCUUUACCGCAUCUCAAGAUUAAGUGUUUUAACCAAAGAGGAAGCCUAUUUUACUUAGCUAAGAAGAGCAUCAACAUGUUUAGUCUGUACUCCAUUCCAUGUGAUAUACUACUUUCAUUGUCCUGUUCAAAGUCGCUUUUAUAUCAAAUAUGUUGGUCUCGUAUACGGAAGGGGGGAGAAACAAUGAUUCAGAAAUAUCUCUCCCCUCUCAUGUCAAUUGUUUGUACCUCGAGUCGUUGAUUUCAUGUCGAGUUAGAAUGAAAAUAAAUGAAGUUUAGAAAUUAAA
This is a messenger RNA of Tigriopus californicus, 4108 nucleotides long. Its product is annotated as latrophilin Cirl-like. Lineage: Eukaryota; Metazoa; Arthropoda; Copepoda; Harpacticoida; Harpacticidae. Gene Ontology annotation, cellular component: membrane. The coding region runs from base 299 to 3622 and encodes 1107 amino acids. The record is from RefSeq and is a predicted model, not a curated record. Gene Ontology annotation, molecular function: carbohydrate binding; G protein-coupled receptor activity. The transcript is spliced from 7 exons.